AUGGAUGAAUCAAAAAUUAUAAUGCUUUUGACAAGACCAUUUGAAAUUGGACCACAACAUUUAAAUGAUAUCCGAUUGAAAAAUGUUACAAAACUCCAAUUGGGAGAUUGCUUUUUUCGUUCAGUUGAAUUUUCUAAUAAAUCAACACAUCGAGAUAAGUUACGCGCAAAAGUAUUUGCUCAUCUUAUUUCAACGUGUGUUCAACUUAAAUAUCUUCUUGUUGACAAUUUUAAAUGGCUUUUACAUGUUACUCGAUAUGCAUCUCGUAAUCUGCGAAACAAUGCAUUAAGUAAUGUUCAAUAUGUUGAAUUUGGCAUCCCAAGUUGUAAUCGUGGUCCAAAAAAAUCAAUUCAUUUGGGCAAACGUCUUUUACCUUUUCUUGUUACUAAUAUGCCUUAUUUACAAACAUUACGUCUUUGGAGACCAGAUGACUUUCCUUGGACAACAAUUCGACCAGAUUUUUUAAAAUCUGGAUACUUUCAUUCGAUUGGAGAACGACGAUGGAUACAAUCUUUACAAACACCCCAAUCCAUCAAUGAACAUGUAGCAAUUUUCCAAGAAGAUCUUUCUCAAUUAUUUGAACAACUAAAACAAAUUGUUUUUCUUGAUAUUUAUGGAAAAAUUCCUCGAGAGAAAGUUGAACCAUAUCGCUUGAUGCUUCAAUCCUGCUUUCCAAAUAGUCAAUUCGAUAUUCAAAUAUCAAGAUUUCGUCUUUGGAUUUAA
Messenger RNA from Rotaria socialis, 723 nucleotides. NCBI's taxonomy places the organism in Eukaryota, Metazoa, Rotifera, Eurotatoria, Philodinida, Philodinidae. The record is from the annotation of a GenBank genome assembly.